CUAACCGAAAAAUUAAUCGUUAUGUCGCAGUUUCUGACCCUGAAAAACGACUAAUCCACAGAAAUAGUUGCGGGGGAGGCGCGUACGCGUAGGCGGUCCCGCACUGUCGAGCACAUGGCCCCUCCCCCUUGCACUGGCAGCGAGAAAAAGUCGGAGAAAGUGGAUAACGUUUACGUUAUUCAUUCAAGUCAUCCGUGACACUGCAUGCUGUUAGCCAGUGAUGUUUAAGAUUAUAAAGAGGCAGGUGGUAAGAUGCGAGGGUGCCCAUGUUUUGUGUCUCAACCAAGUACCGCGGUCGUCACGACACGAUCUCGAUAUCCGCGUCCUUCACGCUCCCCGAGGGCUAUCCCAGGAUGGUCCCCAAAAUUUCACUGUCAUCGGAAAGCCUUUCGCGUGGUGCCAUCUCCAGACUGAAGGAGGGAAUCUCCUCCCAUGCCAGAACUUUACCCGAAGCACCCAUGGUGCUACAGUUGAUGACGUGGUUAGAAGAAAACAUAACAGAGAUUCUUGAUCAAGAUCUUGCAGAGGUGUGUGAUACACCUAAGGAGAGUCUCUCUAAGGAGGAGGAUGGAGAGGACUUGUGGCUGGCGUUACUCCACCUGGACCACAUGAGAGCACGUGGGAAGUAUGUCAAGACGAUCGUGAAGUGGACUAAGGAGUUGUCGUUGACUGGGAGACUGCUCUUUCAGGAGAGACUCAUCCUCAUACUGCUGCUGGGAUCAAUGAAAAAUAUCAAGGAUUACAUCACACGUCAGCGAACCCGCAGUGUAGACGUAGACUCUGCUGGGAGGAGCUGUAAGGAGAGGAUGAUGACAGUUCUGUGGGAGGAGAGGCUUCAGGAAGGAACAGUCAGCCUUGCUCAGUUUGAAGUGGCAGAGUGCAGGACUGUAGAACAACUAAAGGACCAGUUUACGGGUGCUGUGCUAGAGAGAGUCUACAGCGAGCAUGUCUGUACCCUGCUGCAGAAACAGUCAAUAAGAACCUGAUCCGUCUCGGAGCCACCAAUACACAUAUCAGAAUUAUCAACCUAGGAUUGAACCGAUUGGGGGAAAAUUCUAAUACAGCAAAGGAGAGUGAAAAUGACAAAUGCUACUGCAAAGUUGAUUGUAAUCUUUUCUUUGCAGCAAAUUAUAGCAAUCAUUCAGUGUUACAGUAGCAUUUUUCGUGUUACAGUAGUUUUUUUAUGUUGCAUUUAUAAAAGUGACUGCUAGGGGGCUCUCCUGACUUUUCAGCCGUAGUCAACAAGUGAACAAUUGGUACUUCACCAAGCAAGUUUACAGCAAGUGGAGUGAGGAGAUUUUGGCUGUUAUCCAUUGCUGGUAUGUUUUUCAUCUAACAACAAGUGCUGACAAAUGGAGAGUUUUGACCUCUCAGUCUCAACUUUUGAACCCAGACCAGAGUCUCUGGACUUGCUGUAGUCAGCACCAAAUAAACCUUGGUAAUUAAAGCUGCCUCCUGAUUCUAAGCAGAGCUCUGCAGGGGAAGGAAAAUAAACAGGGCUGACAAUCAAGCUAGGGCUGUUCCAACUUUUGUCAGGGAGGCGAAAUAAGGAAAUCUUUCUUUGGAGUUACAAAGGUUUAGAAAAAAUAUGACGUAAUCUUGUCUCCUCAAAAAGAGAUGAAAAGGUAAACCAGUAGGCCACACCAAUUUAAUUUGUUGGUUCUUGGAUUUUAGAAAAAAGAAGUAUGCUUAAUUUGGAAAACGUAAUGGAAACAAAGCUAGGGGACUAGGUUCAUGCCUUGGUGCACUCAGUUUUAUGGAGUGAAUACUCUCAUGUUCAAGUUUUCCUCCUGCCCUGUGCUUCUAUGAUGUCCAAUUGCUAUAUUUUUAUUUCAGAAAAUCGGAGAACCAAGGAAAUCAAUGUACAGGCAAUGUACAGGCAUGGCCCUAAAAAUGAUAAUUUGAGAAAUUCUGCAAAAACAUGCGUAUAAUGCUGAGCUGAACAUUACAUCUGAUUUUAGAUCACAAAGUUGA
Molecule: messenger RNA, 1974 nt
Organism: Branchiostoma floridae (Florida lancelet)
Lineage: Eukaryota; Metazoa; Chordata; Leptocardii; Amphioxiformes; Branchiostomatidae
Product: RWD domain-containing protein 3-like
Exons: 4
Coding region: 267-986 (239 amino acids)
Biological process (GO): positive regulation of protein sumoylation; positive regulation of hypoxia-inducible factor-1alpha signaling pathway
Molecular function (GO): protein binding
Source: RefSeq, a predicted model, not a curated record